Messenger RNA from Lachancea sp. 'fantastica', 2361 nucleotides. Lineage: Eukaryota; Fungi; Ascomycota; Saccharomycetes; Saccharomycetales; Saccharomycetaceae. The record is from the annotation of a GenBank genome assembly.
AUGUCACACCGAAAAUUACAACAGGAAGUGGACCGAGUGUUCAAGAAGAUCAGCGAGGGCCUGGAGAUAUUUGACACAUAUUAUGAGCGUCAUGAGAACUGUACGAAUAAUCCCCCACAAAAAGAGAAGCUGGAAAGUGAUUUGAAGCGAGAAGUGAAAAAGCUCCAGCGACUGCGAGAGCAGAUCAAAGGCUGGCAAAGCUCUCCGGAUAUCAAGGAUAAGGACUCCCUGCAGGAAAACAGGAGGUCAGUUGAAAUUGCCAUGGAGAAGUACAAAGCGGUGGAAAAAGCGUCCAAAGAAAAGGCGUAUUCCAACAAUAGUCUGAAAAAGUCCGGGAAUUUGGACCCACAGGAAAAAGAACGCAGAGAUGUGUGCGAAUAUCUAUCACAGAGCAUCGAGGAGCUAGAAAGACAGUACGACGCGGUACAGGUGGAGGUUGACAAGCUGAUAGUGCUCAACAAGAAAAAGAAAACUUUCACAACGGCCAACGAAGAGCGCAAAACGCAGCUCAAGGAACUGCAGGGCAGAUUCAGGUGGCAUCUGCAGCAACUGGAACUUGCACUGCGGCUUGUGGAAAACCAGGAAUUGGACCCAGAACAGGUUAAAGGUGUGCAAGACGAUAUCAACUAUUACAUCGAGUCGAACAUGGAAGCUGAUUUUGCAGAGGACGAAACCAUAUACGAUGGCCUCAAUUUGACGUCAAACGAGGCCAUAGCACAUGAGGUAGCCGCCGCCUUUGCAGCACAGCACAGUGAGGACAUGGAAGAAGAUGCAGCGAAGGAGAACUCCAAGAUCUCGAAGAAGGAACAGCGAAAACAGGAGCGGGAAGCCAAAAAAGCCGCUAAGGCGUCCGCUAAAGCCGGCGGCCCUUCACUCGAGGCGCCACAACAGCCAGCAGGCAUAGUGAUACCACCACGAAGUGAGAACAGACAAAGCGAAUUACAGAGCGAACCGGCCUCGGCUAGUACAUCGCGAUCUUCGUCACCAGCUUUAUCGUCCGCAGGAACCAGUAUACCGGCUACUUCUCAUGCGAAAAUACCGAACAGCUUGCCCAGCUCUGCCCAGUCUACCACCCAACCUCUUUCUUCACAACCGAAGCAGCAGCGUAGCGUAUCGCGCGACAUAUCUUCUGAACCCCAAGGUCAUACACAUAUUCACCAAUCAUUCAAUGGAAUAACUACAAGCACAUUGAAGCCAGCAACAAUACCCAUCAGACCUGCAGGUGAUCUCCGAUGGGCCGCUGCUGCUUCUCAAGCAGCUGAAAAGGACAAGAAACCAGAGCCCACGAUAACGCCUCAAACAAUUGGCGCUUCCAAUCCGUCGUCUACUGCUAACAGCACAUUGCCGAGCUCAUCUAAUACACCUGUUAUUGCAAAGCUGUCCUUAGGCAUUGAUUCCCAAAAAAGAGUUCCUUCGACAUCAAGCAUCUUAACCAGUGCAGCGCCACCCCCAGGAUUGGCCACUCCAGCCACUGUCCCUACACCAAUUGGCAACGACACAGUACCAAGAGUCACCGCGCGUCAAAGCCCUGCGUCGCCGGCCUUGUCCAGCACUUUACAGGUUUUCGAGCCGGCGCAUAUCGGUGACGAUUACGAGUCAGAUUAUUCGGUAGAGGACUUUGAGGAUCCUUAUGAACAAACGUUAUUCACUGCUGAGCAGCUUGACAGUAAGACUAAAAGAAUUAACUCCCUGAGAGAAAUUUUGAGCGAAGACCUUGACUUGCUGGUUCUACCAAGUGGAAUUCAAGACUUUAUCAUGAGCACGACAAUGACCCAUAAUGAUGCUUUUCCCUACAAAUUCAGAGCUGCAAACCAGCGCACGAUAGGUGAUUCUUGUCGUGUGUCUAGGCUUGAAGAGAUACCCUUAACCUUCAAUCCUCCCUCGCCUCUUGAUGCCUUCCGUUCAACAAGUUCUUGGGAUAUCACCCGUUGCGGACUGCGCACCGAGCUUUCCGGCCUAGGCGAUCAUGAAUCACUGAGCUUCGAAAGUAUAGUUGAUAAGUUUCGCGGGUUGGAAACAUUUUCGUUAUUCUACUGUUACUACUACUCGAUAACGCCGCUAGAACACAAGAUUGCUUACACAUUGCUCACGGAGCGUAAUUGGAAAAUGUCAGUUACGGGAGACAGUUGGUUUUGCCGACAUGGAUUAGCCAAAUUCACCAACGAGCUAUUCGAGAUUGCUGACUACAAAAUAUUCAAUCUUGAUGACUGGGCCGUCAUCGAUAAAGUGAAUUACAAGUUGGACUAUAGCACGCUGAAAGAGCCUGUUCCGUCAUUGGAAGAGACAAGCUCAUCGCCCCAGGCACCUCUGGAAGAUUUUCAAGGAGAUAAUGCGAAAACGGCGAAAUCAACGGCACUGUAA